AUGGCCGCCCGUCGGUCUAUCGCCCGUACCAUCCCCGCGCUCCGCUCCGCUCCCCGCACGCCCGCAAUUACCAGAGCGUCCGCCCGAUCUCUCACCACUGCCACUCCAAUUGCGCGUUUGAACUCUCAGAGCUCUGUCUCUACCCCUGCGGCCAUGUCUGCCGCUCGCAGACUGCAUGCUACCGCGAAGCAGUUUGCCCCUUCCACUACCUCGGCUGCUAGCACCGCUACCGAAUACCCGACCGACCACAAGCCCAUUGCCAACCCCAUCGACACCACCAACUUCAUUGAUAAUGAGUUUGUGUCCUCCAAGGCCACUACCUGGAUUGAUCUUCAUGAUCCUGCUACCAACAACUUGGUCACCCGUGUUCCCCAGAGCACUGAUGCGGAGUUGAAGGCCGCCGUUGAGUCGGCCGAGAAGGCCUUCCCCGCCUGGAAAGCUACCAGCAUUAUGGCGAGGCAGCAGAUUCUCUUCAAGUUUACCAGUCUGAUUCGCGAGCACUGGGACCGACUGGCCGCAUCCAUCACCUUGGAGCAGGGCAAGACCUUUGCCGAUGCCCGUGGUGAUGUCCUCCGUGGUCUGCAAGUUGCUGAGACUGCCUGUGGCAUCACCUCUCAGAUGACGGGUGAGGUUCUGGAGGUGGCCAAGGAUAUGGAGACUCGCAGCUACCGCGAGCCUCUUGGUGUUGUUGCUGCCAUCUGUCCCUUCAACUUCCCCGCCAUGAUUCCUCUGUGGUGCAUCCCCAUUGCUACCGUUACUGGUAACUGUUUGGUCAUGAAGCCCUCUGAGCGUGAUCCCGGUGCAGCUAUGAUCCUUGCCGAGUUGGCCAAGGAGGCCGGCUUCCCUCCCGGUGUUAUCAACAUUGUGCACGGUACCCACCCCACUGUGGAUUUCAUCCUUGAUGCGCCCGCUAUCAAGGCCAUCAGCUUCGUCGGUAGCAACCGUGCUGGUGAGUACAUCUACACCCGCGGUUCUGCCAACGGCAAGCGUGUCCAGGCCAACCUGGGUGCCAAGAACCACGCCGCUGUUCUGCCCGACUGCAACAAGAACCAGACUCUUAAUGCCAUUGUUGGUGCUGCCUUCGGUGCUGCCGGUCAGCGCUGCAUGGCCCUGAGCACCUCCGUUAUGGUUGGAGAGACCAAGGAGUGGCUGCCUGAGAUUGCUGAGCGCGCCAAGGCUCUCAGUGUUAACGGUGGUUUCGAGGCGGGUGCGGACCUGGGUCCUGUUAUCAGCCCCCAGAGCAAGAAGCGUAUCGAGGACCUGAUUGCUAGCGCCGAGGCUGAGGGUGCCACCAUCCUUCUUGACGGUCGUGGCUUCAAGCCCGAAGGUUACCCUAACGGCAACUUCGUUGGCCCUACCAUCAUCACCAACGUUACACCCGACAUGAAGUGCUACAAGGAGGAGAUCUUCGGCCCUGUCCUGGUCUGCCUUAAUGCAGAGACUCUGGAUGACGCUAUUGACCUGAUCAACGCCAAUGAAUACGGUAACGGUGCCGCCAUCUUCACCCGCUCCGGCUCCACUGCCUCCAAGUUCCAGAAGGAUAUCGAGGCCGGCCAACUUGGUAUCAACGUGCCUAUCCCCGUUCCUCUGCCUAUGUUCUCCUUCACCGGUAACAAGAAGAGUAUCGCCGGUGGCGGUGCCAACACCUUCUACGGCAAGCCCGGUCUGCAAUUCUAUACCCAGCAGAAGACUGUGACCAGCUUCUGGAAGGCCGAGGACGCCGUCAGCACCAAGGCUAGCGUUGUUAUGCCCACCCACUCUUAA
This is a messenger RNA of Penicillium waksmanii, 1764 nucleotides long. RefSeq names its product CoA-acylating methylmalonate-semialdehyde dehydrogenase. Gene Ontology annotation, cellular component: mitochondrion. The coding region runs from base 1 to 1764 and encodes 587 amino acids. The transcript is spliced from 2 exons. NCBI's taxonomy places the organism in Eukaryota, Fungi, Ascomycota, Eurotiomycetes, Eurotiales, Aspergillaceae. Gene Ontology annotation, biological process: L-valine catabolic process; thymine catabolic process. Gene Ontology annotation, molecular function: malonate-semialdehyde dehydrogenase (acetylating, [NAD(P)+]) activity; methylmalonate-semialdehyde dehydrogenase (acylating, NAD+) activity. The record is from RefSeq and is a predicted model, not a curated record.